UCCAUUUGCAACGCACAUCCCUAAUAUUUCCUCCAACAAUCCUAAUAUUUUUCUCCAACAAUUCAAAUCUGCUAUGCCUCUCUCCAGUUGCAACACACAUCCCUAAUAUUUCCUCCAACAAUUCAAAUCUGCUAUGCCUCUCUCCAUUGCAACAGCACAUUAAAAAAAAAUUACUAUGUCCAUUGAAGGCAAUUCUCUCUUUCUCCUCCCUUCUUGCUAAAGACAGAUUGCUUAUUCAAUUUACUCAUCUUUUGAACUCUCUUUUUGAGUAUUCUUCUUGAAUUUCUAAAUUAAUUCAUGGUGCGAGUCGAUCCUAAAAAUGUUGGCCGUGAGCUAGAGGAGAAUCAGGCGCACCUUCAUUUUUUAGCUUUUCAACUUAAAUUUCUCAUAUCAGUGAGAAAGGAAUCACAACUUUUAUAAAUUAAGUGACAGAUAAUAAAUCGAUCCGACCAAGUAAAAAUCUGUCACAAUUUACGUGACCAAUUAUUAAUUGGUCUACUCAAUCAACCAUCGAUCUGCUUUAUAAAAUCAUCCAAAAGGCUAAAAUAUUUUGUUUACCAAAUCAGGCGAUUGAUAGUACAUUAAUCUGAACAAUCUAAAAAUCAGGAUGAUUUUCUAAAUAUAUAAUAGACCGACUAAUAGUUGGUCGGAUCGAUUUACAAUCAGUCCUUUAAAAUAUUGACACCAAUCUUUAGUUUUCCUUAUUUGUCUAAUUGAUAUUACAUUUGUUACAAUAUCUUCAGGAACAUGAUAUAUCUAGCGAGGGGGAUGAGUCUUUUAAAACCGUUAGUGAUGGAGAUAAUGCUUCUAAAACAGUUAGUGAUGGGAAUGAGUCUUCUGAGACAUCUAGUAAUGGGGAUGAAUCUGCUGAAGAGAAUGAUAUAUUAUUGAUACCAGAACGUGAAACCUCAGUAGACCUCUCCCAAUAUAGUUUGCGUAAGGAAUUGGAGGACGAGGAUCACUUUGAUGGACUUGUGAGCAUUUUAUCAAGGUGGGAUGUUGUUAAAAUUAUACAAUAUUACUUGGAGAAGGAAAAAGUGUACAACCAAUUUAUGAAUAGUUGUUUUGGCUGCUUAUCAAAAAAAGUGAACCUAGAGAAUUGGAACAAAAUUUUUUGUGGCCAAAUCGUACACUAUCUUCUACAACGACGUGUUGUAAGCUUAAAGAAAAAGGAGGUUUGGUUCAUAAUUGAUGGUAAGCCAAUUCGAUUUGGUAUGAAGGAGUUUGCUAUGAUUACCGGACUGAAUUGUGGAAAAGUUUCCACUAGUAAGGCUUUAUAUGAUGAAGGGAAGGCAAAAGAUUUUUUAGAUCUAGUGUUGAACAAAAAGAGUAGUCUAACGGGAAAUGAUUUAAAGGAAAUAUUAAAGAGUGACAGAGUUGAUGCGCAAACAAAGUUGAAGAUCGCUAUGGUGUGGUUUGUUGAGUCUUUUUUAUGGGCUGCUGAUCAAAAGCGAACUGUUGAUAUAAAGAAUAUGAAAAUGGUGACAAACUUGGAUUACUUUAAUGCAUAUCCUUGGGGUGGGCGUUCUUUUGAGAUGACAGUUGAGUUCCUUCUAAAUGUUAACUUAAAGAAACAGUCUGCAGAAUGGAAGGAAAAUAAUUCCACAUCUAAAGGUUAUAGCUUUCAAGGAUUCCCUUGGGCUUUUAUGGUGUGGGCUUUCGAAGCAAUUCCUAUACUAGGAGAGGCUUUUGGACAGCCAUUGAUAGAAUCUCCCUUGCCACUUCCAAGAUUGCUCCGAUGGUACGAUAAAAAGAAGACACCCCUAGAUUAUAAAACAGUGUUAUUGACAAUGCAAAAUAAAGAGGUUGUGGUGCAUCCUACUUUGGUUCCUACUAAUGUUGAGUCAAAAAAAUCAUAUUUGAUUAAUUGGGAGGAUUUGAAAGAUGGGGUGGAUGAGAAUAUAGAUCGGUUGACAAAAGUAGUUAGUGGUGUGACACGAUUAGUUAACUCUUCUCUCGAAAGGCAUGAGAUUCCGGUAGCUAUGGAUCACGACGGACGUGAAACUGAUAUUAGAAGACAACCAUCAAAGGGAGUUACUGAAAAUAUUAAUUUGAGUGAUUCACCAGACAAACUUUCUCAACUUAUUGAAUUAUGUGCAAAUAUGUUUAAUGAGAUGAAGGAUAUGAACAAGAAGUUGAAUGAAAGAAUGGAUGGUCUCGAUGCUAAAGUAGACCACUUGAGUGGUAUAGUGGGUGGUUUGCAUGUCCAGGUAGAAAAAUUAAGCAAAAAAACGUAUGAUGAUGAAAAUUUUCAGGUGGGUGAUGAACAACUAGAUAUGUUAGAAAAGAAGGUAAUUGGUGAGCUUGAAGAGGAAGGAAGCAACAUGGUUGACAAAGAUGAAGCUACCAAAUUUGCGGGAGUAUGUACUACAAGGGCGAAACGAACAAGGAAAACUAACCCAAAAUAUGAUUCCCCUUUUGCAACAGAUCUCAGACAAAAGAAAAUUCGGGAGGCUUCGAAGAAUAUGAAGACUUAUAAAAGGAGAAAGAUCGGCGGUGAUAGUUAGUAAUUCUGUUAGGAUGUUUUUUGGAUCUGUCGGACAGAGUAUGGAUCAAUCUGUUUAAUUAAAAUUUGUCUUGGAUUGUAUUUAAGUUUAAAAAGUUAGCGUAUUUAUAUUAUGCCACUUUUGUUCUCACUGAUGGAAAUAUUCGACUUAUUUUAAUUUCAUUAAUAAUUUUGUAGUGUA
Messenger RNA from Lycium barbarum (goji berry), 2687 nucleotides. RefSeq lists its product as uncharacterized. The record is from RefSeq and is a predicted model, not a curated record. The transcript has 4 exons. NCBI's taxonomy places the organism in Eukaryota, Viridiplantae, Streptophyta, Magnoliopsida, Solanales, Solanaceae. Bases 1053 to 2507 code for a protein of 484 amino acids.